Onthophagus taurus is the source of this 567-nucleotide messenger RNA. RefSeq names its product protein mxl-3-like. Gene Ontology annotation, cellular component: RNA polymerase II transcription regulator complex. The record is from RefSeq and is a predicted model, not a curated record. Gene Ontology annotation, biological process: positive regulation of transcription by RNA polymerase II. Gene Ontology annotation, molecular function: DNA-binding transcription factor activity; protein dimerization activity. NCBI's taxonomy places the organism in Eukaryota, Metazoa, Arthropoda, Insecta, Coleoptera, Scarabaeidae.
AUAAACAGUGUCUUAAAAUCUUAUUAACAAAUAAAGUAAAAGUUAAUUAAAAAAUACGAAAUGGUUGGAAGAAAAUCUGCUGAUCCAGUAAAAAGAGUGCAUCACAAUGAAUUGGAAAGAAAAAGACGAACAAGAUUGAGUGAAUCGUUUGUUGCACUUAGAAACGCUAUAAACCUCCAUUCCGAACAUAGGGUAAGUAGAAGAGAAACUUUGCUGCAAGCGGCGAAAUUCAUCACUAAAAAUACAAUUAAAUGGGAACAAGAACAAAGAAAUAUCAACGAUAUAUCAGUAAAAAUUGAAAGAUUGAAGCAAGAAAUUUGUAGGCUGGAGGGGAAACCUUGCGAAGAAUGCGACAACAAAAAGGUUGUUAUUUCAUCUGAUAGUAGUCAAUCAGAAAGUGAUUUAGAUUUGGAUAAUCCUAAAGAUCCUGAUUGGAAUUUAUAUAACUAUAGACGUAAUUAAAACUAUUUUAAUUACGUAGAAUGCUUAAUUAUUUUUUUAGAAUUAAAUUCUUGUUUUUGUUAUUUUUGCUAAGAUUAUAUAUCUUUGAAUAAACUCUAAAUUAGU